Arachis ipaensis is the source of this 1300-nucleotide messenger RNA. NCBI's taxonomy places the organism in Eukaryota, Viridiplantae, Streptophyta, Magnoliopsida, Fabales, Fabaceae. The record is from RefSeq and is a predicted model, not a curated record.
UUCUUUUACUACACAAAAUAAGUCUUUAAAUUUCAAUAAUGCUAGAAAGUAAAAAAAAAGUUAGACAAAAUUUUAUUUAAUAUUUAUUAAUUGUUGUUAAAAUUAAUUUGUAAAAUUUUUAGAAUACCCUUCUUCCUCUUUUUUUUAAACCAAACUCUAACCCUCCUCUAACACACUUACUCACCUUUCACUAUCGCACACACUUUCACUCCUCUCACACCCUCUUCCUCAUAGCACACACACCCAUACUCUCACAAAAAAAGAAAGAAAGAAAAGAGAGAAAGAAAAGGGAGAAGGGAAAGAAAGAAAAGGGGAGAUUGCGAGAAGAGAAGGGAGGAGGAAGGAGGGAGCUGCUCACGCCGAGCCACCAUGCGAGGAGAGAGAGAGCCGCACCUCAUCACCACCGGCCUGGAGCACGCCGUUCGUGUCCCGUCGCGUCGCCGCCAGCCGCGUCCAGCUCGCAGUUGCGUCGCCAUCAGAGGCCAGAACCGAGAGAGAUGCGUCCGAGAGAGGGGACGAGUGUGAGAGAGGAGACGCCGAAGAAGGAGCCGUUCACCAUCGUCGCGUCUGCUGUUGCCAUCAACGGAGCUUGUCGUCAGGAGAGCAUCAUCGACGACACUGUAUUAUCGCUCUACUUUUAUUGUAUUUCUGCUGGAAAUUAUCUUGAGUACUGGUAUUGGUGCUGUCAUGAAACGGUUGGAGUUGUUGAUGUACAUCUGCGAUGUAGCCAUGGAAGUUGCUGCCACCGUCUCAAUCCAAAUUAUGCGCUCAUUCGUUUCAUUUUACUUAAAUCCUCCUCACCUUGGAUUCUGGCACUCCGGGUUCGAUAUCUUCGGUCCUUCGGGACCAAGUUGUGAGUAGACUUUACAUUUAUAAUUAUUUGGCUUUACAUUUAUACUUAUUUUGAUAUAUGCUGCUUGAAUUCAUGACUAUACUUACAAGUUAUCAAUCAAGGAUUUGAAUUUGAUUUUAAUAAUGGAUUUAUUAGAACUAAAUAUUUAUUUUUGUAAAAUUCAGAUUUUUAACCUGCACAUGAGACUGUAUACAUGUUUGAUGAAGUUUUGUGUUAUUUCAGAAUAUGCGAUUUUAUUUGAAUAUGUGUUUUUGUAACAUUAAAGUAUUAUAGAUACUUACUUAUAUGCUCUGAAUUUGUAAAGUAUAUUCAACAUUUCAUAUGAUUGAACAAGAUUUUUGAUUAGAAAGUAUUACUGAUUUGAUUUGAUACUAUAUAUAUUUGAAAGAUCAAAGAUUGGUUGCAUUUGAAAUUAUAUGUUUUGAAUUGGUUUGGGAGGCUCGUAUU